AUGGUCGAAUCGUCUUCACCAAACUCGCUUGACCCGUCCAAAAACCUAUUCAGUGCUCUUCUAGACGCAAUAGCUGAACAGUCUCAAUAUGCUGAUGAUAACGAUAUAAACUGGGACCGCUUUGGUUCCCUUUCAGCUUACAUAUGCUCCUUCUACGGCUUCUCCACCAUGUUCCUAGCAUUCAUCCUCAACAGAACGGCGAUAUUCGCCUCGGCCCGAGCCAAUAGCCGCCCUAGAGCCCGCCAGAUCCAUAAUCGUGGCUUUUUGGGUGCAACGUCCAGAGCUGAUUGGCCCUUUGCCCUUUGCACUUUGCUUCUCAGACUUUCAGCAAUCGCUGCCUUGGGAUAUGCUAUGCGUAACGUCCUUGUGGUGCUCAGAAUCAUGAAGAGCAAUGCUAAGGAUGUUGGGCUGCUUCCGCUACUUAUACGACUCAUUCCCGACGACUGGUUCUUGUAUGACCCGGUCAAAUAUGCCCAAGAUCGGUACAUGAGCAUGCCCCGUUCCGAGGUCCGUUUCGGUCCAACUUCCGACAUGCUCUAUACGGUGUACUUGGCGGCUAGCUACCUGGAGUUCAUCGAGGUGUUUGUGCUGGCCAUUCUGGGUAAAACACCAAAAGUGGGCCGGGCCAUUACUAUCUUGGAGCUUUCCGUUUCUCUCCAAGAGGUAAGCUCAGGAUUCUACUUCCUCCGUAAGUUUACCCCAGCAAAGCGCCCCACAGAGCAGGUCCUCAUGGUUUGCAUGUUCCUGUUGGCAGAUCACAUCCUAUUCCACAUUGGCACCCUCUUGUAUGACAGAAGAUAUCGUUUGAUUCCUCUGUCGGUGGUCAGCAUAAUGUUCAUACUCUACCACUGGCGCUGUCUCUGCAACGGCACCUGGUUCAACUUCCCCGUUGUGAUAAUUUCAGCAUACACCUCGCUUUUGUUCCUUUGGGCCGUGAUCAUUCUGUGUGCCUUGAUAUUCAUACUAGCCAUCAUUGCCAAGGGAUCCAAAUACGAGGAGCUACAAUUUGCUAGUUACUUCACUGGCCCCGAGGAAAGUAACGAAUUCUUCUCAAAGCACAUAGGAUGCUCCCUUGACGAUGACUUUUUCCUGUUUUCCCUGAAGUUGAGUCUCUUUGCGAUCACGCUGGCCGGAAGAUCGAGCUACAUCACCGAGUACAACUACGUAACAGGCUCACAAAGUACCUGGGUUGAGCAGUCCAUCACAGAUAAACUUAUUUCAAUGUUCGGCGCUGGCAGCCUUAAAAGAGACUCUGACUCCACACAGAGCAGAAAGAUUAUAGCCUACUUGAAGGAAAACAAGGUCAGCGGUUACGGCAAUCUUGUUGACAAACCCCCUCUUCGUCUUAUUUCUCGGAACAAAGACGAAAAAUUUAACUUCAAGUUGCAGGGCGCCUGGAGACAGCGUUUCUUCUACCUUCGCGAGUCGACGAUCCGUUUCACUCAGCUUAUCAAGGCAUUGGUGGUCGACACUUUUGCCCUUUAUCUUAUCCCAAGACUUUUCCGCAAGUACAUAUUGAGGAGGCCAAUUAGCCUCUGGGGCAGCGACCACGAAACUGAGGAGGAAUACCGAAUCCGGCAGAAUAGAGCACCCAAGUUUGUGCAACCUUUCAUCAAAAAGAGGGAGCCCGUUACGGAUGGCACACAAAAGCUCAAUAUCAAUUCUGUGGCAGACGAGGAGCUUGCAACACAGUAUUCGUCAAUUCUCCAGCAGAUGGAGCUCGACGAGGUGGACGAGCUGCCUGAUUUCAUUCCUGACCUGGAGCUUGAGUCAGACUCGGAUGUGGAGUCCGUCGAUCUCACUCAUGCGGUGAUCACCCUGUCUCUGCAAGAAACACCGUUGGGAGAACUCAUUACGUCGGAAAAUUUACUUGAAUUUCUUCAGGGAGACUCUGAUUUGCUCACUCGGCAUCUUGACUACGACGCUAAAGAGGGUAUAAUGACAAGAUCCCGCUUCAGGGCACGCAACAAACCGGGGGUGCAUGAAGCUGAAGAACUAUUGGACCUCAUUAUAGCCAAAAGGGCUCGGGACGAUCGCACAAAGCCCCGCCACGGGCGCACCGAUAUAGACGACGACGAUGACGACUUGCUUGAUGCACGCAUGGCUUGUGUGGUAUGCCAAGUCAAUAUGAGAGAGAUCAUUACAUGGCCGUGCAAGUGUUUUGCGAUUUGCGAGAGCUGUCGACUCAGUCUUAUGGCGAAAAGUAUGGAGGGUUGUGUGUGCUGCCGCCGUGACGUCGAGGGUGUUUCUCGAGUCUACCUUCCAUGA
This is a messenger RNA of Candidozyma pseudohaemuli, 2268 nucleotides long. Its product is annotated as putative ubiquitin-protein ligase. The transcript has a single exon. Gene Ontology annotation, molecular function: ubiquitin protein ligase activity. Gene Ontology annotation, biological process: ubiquitin-dependent protein catabolic process; protein ubiquitination. The record is from RefSeq and is a predicted model, not a curated record. The coding region runs from base 1 to 2268 and encodes 755 amino acids. Lineage: Eukaryota; Fungi; Ascomycota; Pichiomycetes; Serinales; Metschnikowiaceae.